This is a messenger RNA of Adineta ricciae, 963 nucleotides long. Lineage: Eukaryota; Metazoa; Rotifera; Eurotatoria; Adinetida; Adinetidae. The record is from the annotation of a GenBank genome assembly.
AUGUUGAUUCUUUUCUUAUUGCUCAUUUGUAUUGUGUUCUUGAUUUUCACGUAUGGCAUUUAUGUUUAUUACCAGUAUGCUUACUUCAAAAAACUAAAUAUACCCGGGCCCAAACCAACGUAUUUCUUUGGUAACCUUUCAGAACUUACAUAUCACGAUAAUUGCGAAUCUGAAUGUCUGCGAUUAUGGUCACAGAAAUAUGGCGCAUUAUAUGGAUUUUAUAAAGGUCAUACACCAUUUAUUUGUACAUCAGAUGUUGAUUUGCUGCAAGAAGUGUUCGUAAGGCAAUUUUCAAAAUUUCAUUCGAGAAAACCAUUACAACUAGAUGAAAGACAAUCAGAAUAUGUUCAUAUAGUUCAUGCCGAAGGGUACCGUUGGAAAAGACAACGUAUGGCUGUUAAUCCAGCGUUUUCAAAACUAAAAAUGAAAUCUCUAGAAGGUUUGAUGUAUGAAUGUAUAGGAACAUUUUUGGAUAAAAUAAGUGAACAAAGUGACAGCCAACCGUUCGAUAUAUUGCCCUAUUUUAAGCGUUUAACAAUGGAUGUUAUCUGGACUUGUGGCUUUGGUGUCAAAACCAACAUGCAAUCUGAUCAUAACAACGAAUUUUUAAAAUACUCGAACGAAGUAUUUGAAAUCGAUGACAACAAACGGAUUUUAGCCUAUUUUAGCAUAUUGAUACCUGAACUACAUGGUGUCUUCCGAUAUAUACAUCGGAAGCUAAACGAAAUAAAGUACUUUCUACAUGAAUAUACACCUUUAUCGAAUUACCUUCAUAUAAAACAGGAUCCUAUCAUAUGGAUAACGAAUAAAACGCAUGAUAUUAUAAUGAAGCGCUUAGAACAGGAAAAUACGGAAGACGCACCUAACGAUCUUUUACAAAUAUUACUGGAUUCAAUGUCGAAAGAUCCAAAUGAAACAAAAAGCUCUGAAAAAGGUUUCAUAUGCAAUAUGCCAAACUUCUAG